GUUAACCCACGUUCGCUUCAAAACUAGGACAUGAAAUCAAUCCAAGGCAACGUAACAGUUUUUUUGGUUGCUUGUUUCUCUUGACAUGAAUACACAGACAGCGGACAGCAUAGCCCAGAUCUGAACAACGUAAUAAUGACUUAAUCGGUUGAUGUGGAAAAUAAAACCACAAAAUGUGAUUUGAAAGUGACCGCAUGUGCUGGCCAUUGAUGAAAGACAACCGUUUACAAGACAUUUCAUAUAACAUUCCACUUUCCACAACAAACAUAAAUUCAACACAUUUAAUCUUUACAGCGUUUUUCCUGUAUUGGCACUCGGCCUAGUUCAAAUCUUAAUAGGUUAGGACUAAAAACUCACUCCCUUAAUGUGUAGAAUAAACGUGUGAUGGACUUUGUUACUUUAGCUACUGACCAUUCAUAAAAGAGAAGCGUGUUUGCUGGACUGAGUAAAUGAGACAUUUCAGUUUAAUACUGUGUCCACACGAUGAACUUCAUUGCCCUCAAACAUUCAACUCGUAAGCUGACUAAAAGUCACGUAAGCAGUGAGUGGCAGCCUACAAGGAAAUGAACGGAGUGAAAAAGUAUGAGAAACGUGCAGCUGGAUUGAAUGUCCUGAAGGCGGGUCUAGAGCAGCCAGUCUCGUUGAGAAGCCGUAUGUCUGCGGCGCACGUGGAAUGGGGGCGUGCGCGGAUGAUGCGCUCGAGUCAGCCUACACGGGGACACGGUGUGGACGCACGAGUCUCCAACGGAGUCUCUCUUCCAAAGAAAACGUUACGUUGUUUGAUCGGAUUAUGUCAGUCAUUAUAUCAGUUAAUGUGAAAGAUGAAAACAGUCACUGAUCAUAUGGCUGAAGUAGUUCCGUAGACUGUUAAGGGCUUUAAGACGCUGCCCUAAUGUUCCGGAACGCAGAUGACAAAUAGUGCGUUUAAAAGGUAGAACUUCGAGGAAAAAAGGUCAGAUUGUGAAAGAACUGUGGUGGGCACAAGCACGUGUUUCUGUUGUGGUUCCACAUGACACAGUGACCCUUUGACUUUUUGUGCUAGUGUACAGCGGUUAUAUAAUGCUUGGAGCUGUCUGCCACUGGUUUUGAAUGUUCUGAGGAACAGCACUGGGAGGAUAUAACGCCCACUUUGUUCUGGUUAAAGUUACCAAAAGUUUAUGUACUUAGAAAAGUUACUGCAUUCAAGUUGUGUCCUGGUUGAGGAGAGUUAGGCAGUCUUUAAUGGUUUCAAUGGAUUAACAAGUUUGGGAACAGUUGCAAAGUAGGAGGAGGAGGAAGAGGAGUAUGGAAAAAGCAGAAGAGGAAUGCAGGGGGAGUGAUCUCAUACAUCGGCUCAUGUGGAGGCUCCCCAAACCGCACCAGCCCAGUCUCAAUGUACAGUGAGAAUUCCAACAGCAGUUCUAUGUCACUGAUGCAGCCGUGCUUCGGCUCAUCUUUCCCACCUUCUCCCAAUGGCUCCCAUGAUUCUUCACGCAUGUACACCAGCAGCAGCAGCAGCUCUGGCUCUGGCGAGGAUGGGAACUCAUCAUGCUCUGGAGGAUCUCCAAGGGGUCGCGAUGAAGGCACCAAUGCACGCAACUCACCUAACAAAUCAGUUGCUACUCUUACAAAGCUGAAUGGGAUGGUGUUACUCUGUAAGGUCUGCGGAGAUGUGGCAUCAGGUUUUCACUACGGUGUCCAUGCUUGCGAAGGAUGCAAGGGGUUCUUCCGUCGGAGCAUCCAGCAAAACAUUCAAUACAAAAAGUGCCUGAAGAAUGAGACCUGUACAAUUAUGAGGAUCAACCGCAACCGCUGUCAGCAGUGCCGUUUCAAAAAGUGCUUGUCUGUGGGCAUGUCUCGGGAUGCUGUCCGUUUUGGCCGCAUCCCAAAACGUGAAAAGCAGCGCAUGCUGGCUGAGAUGCAGAGUGCCAUGAAUAACAUGGUGAAUAACCAGCUGCAGAGUGAAUUCCAGCUGGCUAGUAUCAAAUCUGCCACUCCAUCCUCUUCAUCGUCUUCAUCCUCAUCACCCUGCCCAGGUCUAACAGUGGCCCCUCAGCCCCAGCCUCCUGCUGUGCCUAUUGCGCCUUCCCCCUCCCCUCCUGCCCCUGCCUCCCCUCCAGCUCAGCCAGCUCAGAGCCCUCCUCUGAUUGCCACGUCCCCACCUCUGUGCCACAGCCCUGGCGUGGACACCACCAUAACUGCUAUCACCCGAGCCCACCGUGAGACCUUUGUCUAUGCUCACGAUAAGCUAGGCCCAGCAAUACGGCCCCACAAUAAUGUUGAUCUGGGUGACCAAAUUGGCAAUCGUUGCUCAGCUGGCUACCAUGUUAACAGCCACAAUACAAUCUACCACAAUAAUAACGGAGGUCUGCAGUGCAAUGGCUUUGAAGUGGCACCUGAUAAUGGACAUAACCUUCAAUCCUCACCAGUCUCCAUUCAGCACCAUCAGGGGUUGCCACACCAGAACAAUGGGCGACGCCUCCACAACAACAAUUUCUUUGGGGAUCAUCAAGGUAAAGAGACCAGCAACAAUAUCCAGUCGCAAAACUGCCCAUGGAAGAACCGCAAGGAUAUUCUUCUGGCUUGUCCAAUGAAUAUGCAUCCUCAGGCAGAUCCUAACAAGACACCUCAGGAGAUCUGGGAGGACUUCUCACUUAGCUUCACACCAGCUGUGCGUGAGGUGGUGGAGUUUGCCAAACACAUCCCGGGUUUCAGCUCUCUAUCCCAAAAUGAUCAAGUCACCUUGCUAAAGGCUGGGACCUUUGAGGUGCUGAUGGUGCGUUUCGCAUCCCUGUUUAAUGUCAAGGAGAAAACUGUAACGUUUAUCUCUGGCACCACCUACAACCUUGAAGCUCUAAAGAACAUGGGGAUGGGAGAUCUGUUGGGAACCAUGUUUGACUUCAGCGAGAAACUCAAUGCCCUUGAGCUCUCUCCAGAGGAGCUGGGACUCUUUACUGCUGUGGUGCUGGUGUCUGCAGAUCGCUCUGGCAUUGAGAACAUCAACUCAGUGGAGAUGCUUCAGGAAAGCCUGAUCCGAGCCCUCCGUGCACUCGUCAGCAAGAGUGCUCCUGGUGAUGCCUCGCGUUUCACCAAGCUAUUGCUCAAACUGCCAGACCUUCGCACCCUCAACAACAUGCACUCUGAGAAGCUUCUCUCCUUCCGCAUCGAUGCCUGAAAGGCCCUAAAAUGCCGCAAUUACCAGCCAGCUGAGUCAGAGUUUGUGGGUAGUGGUGGCCUUAAUGGAAGGCUUUGCAAAAUGAGCAUUGGUGCUCCUUUCAAGAAUACUCCACCAACAGCUGACUGACACUGAUGGUGCUCAAAGACUUGAAUAUUAUUACAAAUUUGAAGGGACACACAAGCACCUAGUGCUAUCAGAAGAGUCAAAUGACUAUGUAGGGUUUUUGACAGUUUAUCAGCCUCACAUGAAAUGGCUGAUGAAAUUCAGCCACCAAAAUCAAUCCCCUGAUGUUUCAAACUGAAGGACAAUGCAAGGCAUGGACUCAAAGAUCCAACCAAUCUGCAACCUCCAGUCCAGUGGGAGCAAGCCAUAGGGAACAAGUGCAAAAAAGCCUCCCGCAGGAAUCCACAGCCAGAAGGCUCAGAAAGAGGACAGCAGAUGUCAGUUACUGGGACAGUUAUUCCAGUUAGGCUUGGGCUCCUCCAAGAGGCUGCCAUACUUAAGACAUUGACCAGGUUAUCUCUCUCAAUAAUGCAAAACAAAACAGAUGACUUAUCCCACAUGUAUUUACAUCCCUGUGACUUGUAUAAAUGUGUAAAUAAGCAUAAAUCUAUACAUACUUGAAAUGUUUCAAAAUGUAUAAUAUAUUCUAUAUAUAAAUAUAUUUUUUUGUAAAGUUUAAACACUCAAUGAGAAGUUAUAUGUGGGCACAAGUGUAUAAGAUGUCAAGUGUAUGCAUAUUAUAGAACAAUAUUCAGACAUGUAUUUCAGAUGUGUUUUAAAUCAUAAAGACUUUUUCUGAAACGUGAA
Messenger RNA from Colossoma macropomum (tambaqui), 3967 nucleotides. It is a transcript of the gene nr1d1, whose product is annotated as nuclear receptor subfamily 1, group d, member 1. The coding region runs from base 1373 to 3154 and encodes 593 amino acids. The transcript is spliced from 8 exons. NCBI's taxonomy places the organism in Eukaryota, Metazoa, Chordata, Actinopteri, Characiformes, Serrasalmidae. Gene Ontology annotation, biological process: cell differentiation; hormone-mediated signaling pathway; positive regulation of transcription by RNA polymerase II. The record is from RefSeq and is a predicted model, not a curated record. Gene Ontology annotation, molecular function: RNA polymerase II cis-regulatory region sequence-specific DNA binding; nuclear receptor activity; zinc ion binding.